CAGCAAAAACGGCAGAGAAGAAGGAAAUUACAUACAAGGGUUUGGAAGAAGAUCGAGGAAGCGAGGCUAAGCACCGUGAGGAACCAGAGCAGAGAAACAAGAAGAAGAGGAAAGGAAAAGGAAAAGGAAAUGGCAUCUGAAGAAGGAGUGAAACAGAAAUUGCAAGAAUUGCAGAAACAGCUCGCGAAGAAACAAAUGUUCGAGGACACUGUCUCCUCCAUCAAAUCUCUCCUUCUCCAAAUCUACCCUUCCGCUUCUCCUUCUCUCCGCAAAUUGUUCUUCUCUGUUGUGUGCCGGGUUGCAACUAUUCUGAAAGCAAGAUACACUGCGCCAGGAUUCUGGAUUGCUGGGCUGGGACUUUUCACUGAAGCUGAAAGACUAGCAUCCGAGUCCUCUGAAAGGGAACAUUUGCGGAGUUGCAUUGCUCAAGCCCAUGAACAUCUGCGUGAAGUAGAUAAUGAAUCCGAAGUUCCAGAGUCUGCACGAAAUCCCAGCCAAAGAUUCCUUUUUGAGGGGCAUCUAACCGUGGAUCCCGAGCCUCCACAGCCUCGAUGGUUGGCACAGUCAAACCUCUUGUCAACUGUUGCUACUCUUAUGGCGGCUGAACCUUCUCAAGGACAAACCGAAGAUAAUAACAUGUCAGAAAGUGCGGCCAAUCUAAUUCAAGAGCUUAUAGAUAACUUGGAUGAUGCUUUGCCACUGAUUCUGGAGAACGAUUCAGUGGCCCCGAGAGCACCACCUGCCAGUAAAGAAGUGGUGGCAAAGCUUCCAAUCAUCACUAUUACAGAAGAAAUCUUGGCCAAGCUAGGACCAGAUGCAGAGUGUGCCAUUUGCAAGGAGAACUUGAUUGCAAAUGACAAGAUGCAAGAGUUGCCUUGCAAACACAAAUUUCACCCCCCAUGCCUUAAGCCAUGGCUGGAUGAACACAAUUCGUGUCCUAUCUGUCGGCAUGAACUGCAAACUGAUGACCAUAAGUAUGAAAGUUGGAAGGAGCGGGAGAAGGAGGCUGAAGAAGAGAGGAAAGGGGCUGCAAAUGCCGUUCGUGGGGGUGAACAUAUGUAUGUUUAGGUGAAAUAACAUGUUUAAUUGUCUUGCAUUCAGUCAGUAAUGUACGAUGAUUUUGAUAGCAUGGUGGGCUUACCUGUUGAAAUUCUAGUUCUACUCUCUGUUUUAUAUUCAUUACUUCCUCUUUAAUAAAUUGCUGAAAAAAGAAUCAAUGCUUAAAUUCUAGUCCUCUUGUCUUGGUUUUAGACCUAAUUUGAGUUUGAUGUUUUCUUGAAAAGAUUCAGUGCAACGAUAUAUUUGAUUGGGAAGUCCAUUGGGGUGUUGUAUAA
Messenger RNA from Camellia sinensis, 1334 nucleotides. It is a transcript of the gene AIP2, whose product is annotated as RING/U-box superfamily protein. Gene Ontology annotation, molecular function: ubiquitin protein ligase activity. Gene Ontology annotation, biological process: protein ubiquitination. Lineage: Eukaryota; Viridiplantae; Streptophyta; Magnoliopsida; Ericales; Theaceae. The record is from RefSeq and is a predicted model, not a curated record. Gene Ontology annotation, cellular component: cytoplasm.